GGGAAUAUUGCUGUGAAGAGACUUCAUUCUUCAUUUCAGAAUACACAUCCCAAAAGCUUCAUCAAUGAAAUAAGGGCAUUGACUGGGAUUAAGCACCGAAACAUUGUGAACCUCUAUGGCUAUUGUUCGAAAGCACAACAUUCACUCUUGGUUUACGAGUAUGCGGAGAGGGGGAGUUUGUCUAGUACUUUGAGUGAUGAAGUUGAGUCCAAGAAAUUGGAUUGGCUUAAAAGGGUGAAUAUCAUCAAGGGUGUUGCUUUUGCUUUAUCUUACAUGCACCAGGAUUGUUCACCACCCAUUGUUCAUCGAGACAUAAGUAGCUGUAAUGUUUUGCUUGAUUCUGAGUAUGAAGCUCGUGUUGCAGACUUUGGACUAGCGAAGAUUCUCAAUCCAGACUCAUCCAAUUGCACUACACUUGCAGGCACAUAUGGCUAUGUCGCACCUGAGCUUGCAUAUACUAUGAAGGUUACGCAAAUGUGUGAUGUGUAUAGCUUUGGAGUAUUAUCAUUGGAGAUAGUCAAAGGAAAGCAUCUUGGGGAAUACAUUACUGUGCUAGCAAAUUCAUUGACUAUAGAUCCUGAGCAGCUUAGCGAUUUGCUGGAUGAACGCCUUCCAUAUCCUGAAGAUAGAGUAAAAGAUGUUUUGGUUUUAUCAUCAAGCUAGCAUGCUCUUGUUUCCUUGAAACUCCAAAAUCAAGGCCAACAAUGCACUUCAUUUCUCAUAAGUUAUCAUCAAUGGAUGCACGUCCACCUAUUCAUCAGAGA
Molecule: messenger RNA, 764 nt
Organism: Solanum tuberosum (potato)
Lineage: Eukaryota; Viridiplantae; Streptophyta; Magnoliopsida; Solanales; Solanaceae
Product: probable LRR receptor-like serine/threonine-protein kinase At4g08850
Exons: 3
Coding region: 274-663 (129 amino acids)
Biological process (GO): protein phosphorylation
Molecular function (GO): protein kinase activity; ATP binding
Source: RefSeq, a predicted model, not a curated record